Racocetra persica is the source of this 136-nucleotide messenger RNA. The record is from the annotation of a GenBank genome assembly. NCBI's taxonomy places the organism in Eukaryota, Fungi, Glomeromycota, Glomeromycetes, Diversisporales, Gigasporaceae.
UUCCACGUCUCCUCAAGGAUCUAUUAAUAAUGAUAAAUUGAUCUCUGAUCAUGAAGAAGAAGUAACUACUAUGAAAGAUGUCAUGGCUAUAAAUUAUUUCGCAUACCAACUUCACCUUGGACGUUCAGGUGAAGCU